UUUUAAAUUGAAUAUAUAUAGCAAUGGCUACAAUAUUAGAAGAGCGAUUUGUAGAGAUUGAUGAUAACUGCUCAUUACUAGUUCCAACAUGGUCAUUCGGUGAAACAUCACUCGGACUUGCUGUUGUAAUAGCAUCUUAUCUGGUUCUAAUUUUAAAAAUACUACCAUAUUUCAUGAGAAAUAGAUCUGCAUAUCAGCUGAAUCAGAUACUUAUUUUGUACAAUGCCUUUCAAGUAGCGUUUUCGGCUUAUGCAGUAUUCCUUUAUACAAGAUACAUAUUCAAACAUGGUGUUAUAACAACAAGAUGCCCGAAAGGUGAUGAUUUAAAAUCAGUGAUCACAGAAAUUUGGCCCUAUUUUGUAGCAAAACAUGUAGAUCUUCUAGAUACAGUAUUUUUUGUUCUCCGUAAGAAAGAUAAUCAAGUGACUUUUCUCCACGUCUUACACCACACACUCAUGGUUACUUGGACAUGGUUCCAUCUUAUGUACCAUCCCUCAGACCAUUUCGUUGUGGUAGGACUUAUUAAUAGUUUUGUACAUGUGUUGAUGUAUACUUACUACGGAUUAUCGUCUUUGGGACCAAAGUACGCAAAGUUUAUGUGGUGGAAAAAACAUUUGACCAAAGUUCAGUUGAUCCAAUUCAUUUUAGUGCUCUUGAACCUGCAUUACCAGCAGAAGCUGUCACCGUGUCCCAUUCCUUCCUUGUUCCACUACUUUUGCUUGUUCAGUAUAAGCUCAUUCUUCUUUCUCUUCAUGAAAUUUUACUUCAGGAGCUAUGUAACUAGAAGAGAGAAAAAUAUUAUGGAGCAGAACAUUGGUAAUAUUGGAUGCAAUAUAGAAGUGGACAAAACCAAAUAACUUCCUACGAGUGCAGUAGUUUAUAUCGUUGUGAUUGUCAAAUAAUAAAACUUCAAGAAACUAAGAAAAA
Messenger RNA from Nymphalis io (European peacock), 927 nucleotides. RefSeq names its product elongation of very long chain fatty acids protein 7-like. Gene Ontology annotation, biological process: fatty acid elongation, polyunsaturated fatty acid; fatty acid elongation, monounsaturated fatty acid; very long-chain fatty acid biosynthetic process. The coding region runs from base 24 to 857 and encodes 277 amino acids. Gene Ontology annotation, molecular function: fatty acid elongase activity. The record is from RefSeq and is a predicted model, not a curated record. NCBI's taxonomy places the organism in Eukaryota, Metazoa, Arthropoda, Insecta, Lepidoptera, Nymphalidae. Gene Ontology annotation, cellular component: endoplasmic reticulum membrane. The transcript has 5 exons.